This is a messenger RNA of Sphaeroforma arctica JP610, 661 nucleotides long. RefSeq lists its product as hypothetical. The transcript is spliced from 5 exons. The record is from RefSeq and is a predicted model, not a curated record. Lineage: Eukaryota; Ichthyosporea; Ichthyophonida. Gene Ontology annotation, cellular component: endoplasmic reticulum; endomembrane system; membrane. The coding region runs from base 67 to 543 and encodes 158 amino acids.
GCUAAAAUUAAAUAAACAUACCUGACGGCUCACGCGCGCAUUCAGCUUCCCACUUCACCAGCCAUAAUGUUUUACAAACUCUGCACCUUGCUUCUAUCCUUGUCCAUGCUCGCUGAAGGGUUGACCAUUGUCGAGCAAGAAUCUUACACAACUUCCGAAGAAGUGAACUCCUCCCCAUACGCUGUCUUCACCAUGAACAUGAAGUUGGAUAUACAGUCAGCUGAUCUAUUUGCCGUAGUCGACAAUCUUGUGGUUCCCAUCGCGUACGAAGAAGACAAUUAUCAGGUUUCGUGGAAAUUGCCCUACCCACUUGCACACAAGGGCAACCAUCAGGUGAUGAUCUACGACGCCGCUAGUCUUGACAGCGUCCAGAAGUUCCAGGAUGGGGAAGGAAGUAUGCCCCAAGCACUACUAACUGCUCCUGUCUACUUUAGUGGUGCGUCGAAGAUCUCCCACUCCGUCUCAUUCUCUCUCAUCGCGGUCUGUGCAUCUGUAGCUGGCUUCUAUUUCGCACACGACGUCAAGUCAAGUGCUUGCGAAUAGCUGUAUACUUCCGACGAAUAAAAUAUAACACUGAAAUUUGCCUGCAAUGUAGGUGUAAGGACAGAGAAUAUGUAUCCUUGCUUUGUCUGCAUGUAGAAAUAUCAUAUAUUAAAUACAC